This is a messenger RNA of Bursaphelenchus xylophilus (pine wood nematode), 1371 nucleotides long. The record is from the annotation of a GenBank genome assembly. Lineage: Eukaryota; Metazoa; Nematoda; Chromadorea; Rhabditida; Aphelenchoididae.
AUGAGCAAAACCUAUGGUCCGAAGCCCAAAAGUUUCGCGUUGGAGGACGGGAACCGCUAUUAUAUUGGUGCGGAAGUUGGUCAGUACCUAAAGUAUGCUCGUGGGCAUCUUUACAAGCGCUUCCCUCAGCUCUACAAGCGAAUUGCUACGGCGGAAGAGAAGAAAACGAUUCAGCAGCUGGGCCUCUCCAAUGCCUACAUGCAUUCGACGAUUAUGCUGCUGAAAGAGACCGAAGUCGACGAGAUCUUCGAGGGACAAGAGGACAAAUAUCGAGCUUCAGCUAGUGGAGGUAAGGUUUUUUGAUUUUUCUUGGUUUUUAGAUGUUUUACAUCAAGCCUCAUGGAUAAUAUGAAAUAUCCAAAAAAUGGUCUAAACCUUGAAUUUUUAGGUGCGCCAAAGACGGAUCAGCGAACUGCCGCUAAGACUCAGCUAAAUUGGGCGUCUAGUCAGGUUAUCAGCGGUUCUCACCAUCUGGAAUCAGUUCCCUGCUCUACUCCCAGUGCCUACAAAAAGGGCCGUAUGACCAACCGCCAAUUCUGUUGUCCUCCGGACGACGAUGACGCCUAUCGCAGAGCGUUGGACAAUGCUCAGCAACCAGUGGAGCUGGUUCCAAUCAGAUUGGAUAUGGAAUUGGAUAACAUCAAGUUGAGAGACACUUUCGUCUUCAACAAGGUAAGUGAUUCCCAUUUUUUGCGUUCAAUUUUUAGAAUGAGAAGCUCAUCACCCCUGAGAUGGUGGCAGAAGCAAUUUGCGAGGAUUUGGAGCUGCCUAUUCACAUCUUCCUCCCAGCUAUCGCCCAUUCCAUUGUUCAACAGCUGGAAUCUCACACAGAAUUGCCGUUGGAGCCCGCCGGAACCGACCAAAGGGUGGUUAUCAAGCUGAAUAUUCAUGUGGGAAAUCAGUCCUUGGUGGAUCAAUUUGAAUGGGACAUCUCGGACAAGAAUAAUUCCCCCGAGGAAUUCGCUGUUAAAUUGUGUUCCGACCUUGGUUUAGGUGGAGAAUUUGUGAGCGCUGUAGCUUAUUCGAUCAGAGGUGAGUCUUUUAUAGAUUUUUUUUUUGAUGUUUAGGGACAUUUGGAUCUAGCUUCCCCAAGUUUUGACCUAAAAUAUUAUUUUAGAUAUAUAAAAUCAUUUUUUCGCAAAAUUUCUUUUAUCCUCAGGUCAAAUCGCUUGGAAUCAGAAGACUUAUGCGUUCAGUGAGUCUCCUCUCCCUAUAGUGACAUGCCCCUAUCGUUCCCCGUCAGACGCCGAACACUGGGGACCAUUUUUGGAAACGCUCACUGAUGCCGAAAUCGAAAAGAAAAUGAGAGAUCAGGACAGAAAUACCCGUCGUAUGCGACGACUCGUCAAUUCGAACCCCUAUGGAAUGUAA